Eimeria necatrix is the source of this 918-nucleotide messenger RNA. RefSeq lists its product as hypothetical. The record is from RefSeq and is a predicted model, not a curated record. NCBI's taxonomy places the organism in Eukaryota, Apicomplexa, Conoidasida, Eucoccidiorida, Eimeriidae.
AUGGCGCAGAGUCUUCGGGAGCAGCAGCUCGAGAGCUUCGAAAAGAGGGGGGCCCGGCCGCCUGCCAGGACUUGUUUCCCCGCUGCUGCUGCUGCUGCUGCUGCUGCUGCUGCUGCUGCUGCUGCUCGUAUUAAGAGCCAGUGGCUGCUGCUGCUGGCCCCCAGCCCUUCUCCCUCAGAGUCUUUCCUUAGAAGGCCAGUUGGCCUUUUCUGCAGCAGCAGGGGAGCCUCGCGCAGCGCGCAGGCGCCGCGCUGUUUGCUUCUGCAGGCUGCAGCUGCUGCUGCAGCAGCUGCUGCAGCUGCUGCAGCUGCUGCUCCCGCGCUGCUGCUGCUGCGCGCAGCGGGGGCGGACUGCGGGGCCCUCCCGUGGCAACGCAGAACCCGCGAAUGGCAGCAACGGCGGAGUGCCGGAGCGGCCCCCGCUGCUGCUGCUGCUGCAGCCGCAGCAGCAGCAGCAGCAGCAGCAGCAGCAGCAGCCGUUUGGCUUGGCUGGCAGCUCUGCUGUGUUUGUCUCUGCUGCUGCAGCAGAGCCGAUGCGCUGCGUCUGAGGAGGCCGGGGGGCCCCCCGGAGCCCGAAAGCCCCGGGGGGGCCCCCCUGAAGUUUGUGGGGGCGGCUGGGAAGCUGCCGAUGCUGAUGAGCGCCAAAGACGAUAUAGAGUAUUUUAUGUGCGGAGACUCUUUCUUUCAAAAGGGAGUUAAGAGGGAAGCAGCAGCAGCAGCAGCAGCAGCAGCAGCAGCAGCAGCAGCAGCAAGCGGGCUGCCGCAGUUCCGUGUCUUCGAGGGAGAAGUCCCCGUUUGCGGCUGCUUCGGCUUCCCCACAGAAGACGGAGAGAAAAUGAUCUUCGGGGGUUUUUGGGUUUCAGAAGACGCACACAACAAACAAAGAGCAAGUGAGACCCCCCUGCCUCCCAAACCCUAA